Molecule: messenger RNA, 366 nt
Organism: Carcharodon carcharias (great white shark)
Lineage: Eukaryota; Metazoa; Chordata; Chondrichthyes; Lamniformes; Lamnidae
Product: late histone H2B.L4-like
Exons: 1
Coding region: 1-366 (121 amino acids)
Cellular component (GO): nucleosome
Molecular function (GO): structural constituent of chromatin; protein heterodimerization activity; DNA binding
Source: RefSeq, a predicted model, not a curated record
AUGAGAAGAACCAGCUCCCAAGAAGGGAGCCAAGAAAGCCUUAAAGAAACUGACAGCAAAGGGUCGCAAGAAGUGGAGAAGGUCGAAAAGGAGAGUUACUCCAUCUACAUCCACAAAAUAAUGAAGCAGGUUCACCCCGACACUGGCAUCUCCUCCAAGACCAUGAGCAUCAUGAACACAUUCAUGGAUGAUAUUUUUGAGCGCAUCACGGGUGAGGCUUCCUGCCUGGCCCAUUACAGCAAGCACAGCACCAUCAGCUCCCGGGAGAUCCAGACCACAGUGUGCCUGCUGCUGCCCAGGGAACUGACCAAGCAUGCUGUGUUAGAAGGGACAAAAGCGGUGUCCAAGUACACCAGCUCCAAGUAA